AUUGGCCAGGACAAUGUACGUCAUCAGUAAGGAUCUGACGUUGAGGUGCAUCGGACGUAAACAUGGAGGAAAGAGAAGCGCUGAAGAGGCAGAUUGAACUUCUACAAGAUCUUAUCAAUAAGCAUAAGAGCGUCCAUGGAGAUGCACCUGUUGCUGCAGCAGAGCGGAGGCAGCCUGAGGUUUCUGCAACAGCCAGAGGUUUCAGCACGUCUGCUGUCCAUCCUCACAUCUCCAGAGGGAGGCCGUACACUCCUCAGAGCCGUGGAAGUUGGAGGAAGACAUACUCUCUGAGGAACAACUGCCCCCAGUCGACAAUACCAGUACCCUCAGCCGUUCCCUCCACUUCCCUUCAUCCAGUUACCUCCCAGUAUGGAACUAGCAGCAUCUCUGCAACAAUCAGCAGCACAGGGCGUGAAUCUAACUCCAAAGCUGCUACUUCUUUGUCAGGGAAUCUUACGCAGAAGAAAGCGGGAAUGACAGUCAGGAAAACUGGAGUGAGUGGAGCAGCAGCAGAACGAUUGAACACACUUUCUGAAUGGCACGGUUCAAGUUCAGGUAGCACCAAUAUCCAGCCAGAUGCACAAAAGGCUGAAAACAGGCUCGUCAUUCUGCCAGCACAGAAAACUGAAGCUUCAUUCAAGGCUCCCGCUUCUGUUAAUGCCAACAAGUUAACAAGUUCUCAGAGCAAGAUUCAAAUACAGAACAAACUUUCCCUGAACAAGAAAACCGGCCCAGAAACUUGCAAGACUACUAAUUCUCCAACCUUACCUUCUCUUUCCAAAGAAUCAAAACAUUCACCACAGACCCUCCAUGGCCAGGUUAAUGCACCAUUUCUAAAAAAAUCCAAGUUCACCUGGGUGAAGAGUCAGAGUGUGAGCUUGGAGCCCAAAGCAGCCGGCUCUGUUUCCGUACCGAUGAGCAGAGUCACAGCUUCUCAGACGUCUGUCCUCAAAGCUGCAGCAACUGCUGGGAGUCCGUUAUCAGGUGGAUCAAGUAAGAAAACGCCUCCCAGGAAGUUUCCUCGAAAGCUCAGUCCUGUCAYCGUCGCCCCCAAGACUUCAAAGUACAGAUGGGUUUCUUCCUCAGGAGUCCAAACUAAGAACCAGCGCAAGCCUUUGUCUCCCAAAGCCCUGAUUAAUCCUCAGAGAGAUGUUGCCAAGAAACUCAAACCAGCCUCCACGCCCUCUGGAAAGCCGAAGAGGGGAAUCACAGCUUCUUCUGCCAGCUCAACACACAUGAGCCGUUACCGUUGGAAGGCCGGAAGUCAGACUGCAGCCGGGUCGGUGACAGGAACUACACCGGUGGCUCGUCGUAGGUCCGCCUUCCACUGGACAGCGGAGAAAAGCAGCAAAGGGCUGAAAACGGGACAUUCUUCUCCAACUGUCCCUCAGAGGGCGUACCUUCGCUCUUCCUCCCCUGCUGGGUUUAAGCUCCGCAGCAGAAUGAAAAUUAUCAGGAAGUCCAGCAGUGUCGCUGUGUCAGAGAAGGCGAGCAGUCCAGCUACAGGAAAGUUUCCCCUGCGUAGUCGAAUGUACUCCUUCACCAGGAGUCCUGCUGGAGUUCGGAGGACGCCUUCCAGGGAACUGGUCUGCUUUGGCAGACACAAGUUGAGGCGUCUCUCCCCGACCUCGUCAAAAACAAAUGCCGUCUCCACAUCCCAUCUAAGCCCUGCCUCCAAGCGGGUGUUUAGGACCCGCUACAAAAUGGUGACCCGUCCGGGUACAAGUCCUGCACACACCCCGCACUACAACACAGCGCUCUCCUGGCGAGCCAGGAAGAUCCAGUCAGCCAGGACUUUCCUUCAGAACCGCCUACGAUCUCCUCACGACAGGCACCAACCAUCCAGCCGGCGCUGGAUGGGGAUGGAGAUGUGCUGGAUCCGAGGCUCGCUGUACCGGGUGUCUGCCAAUAAGCUGUCCCGCACAGUGGCAUUACAAACGUCGAUCGACCGGAGAGGAAAGUCCUCCAGUGCGUACACGUCUCCGGCCCUGGCCCGUCAUUUAGCCAGUCGUGCAGUCCAGCGGAGCAUUGCCAUCAUCAGACACGCUCGUCAGAAAAAGCAACAAAAGCAGUACUGCAUGUAUUACAACCGCUUCGGCAAGUGUAACCGUGGCACAAGCUGUCCCUUCAUACAUGAUCCGGACAAAGUGGCUGUCUGCACAAGAUUUCUCAGAGGGACAUGCAAGCAGGCAGAUGGCACCUGCCCAUUCUCCCAUAAGGUUGCCAAAGAGAAGAUGCCGGUGUGUUCCUACUUCCUGAAGGGCAUCUGUAACAACAGCGACUGUCCCUACAGCCACGUUUAUGUGUCUCGUAAAGCUGAAGUGUGUGAUGACUUUGUCAAAGGCUACUGUCCAGAAGGAGAAAAGUGUAAGAAGAAACACACUCUGGUGUGUCCAGACUUCUCUAAGACCGGCUCCUGUCCACGAGGCUCUCGCUGCAAGCUGCAGCACCGCCAGCGGGUCAAGCGCAGCGCCAGCAGCACUUCCACCAUUCCAGUCAAGAACAGUCGCUCUAAAGAGCCUACGAAGAGGCCUCAUCUCUCCGUCGUCAUGCCGGAGAACACUCAGGCAGCUCCAGGAACACCUAUUGCGGGUCCUCUGGCUCUACCAUCCUUCAUCUCUCUGUCCAGCUCCCCAGAGGAGGCAGAUGCACCGGAUUCACCUCAGGCUGACACAACACAAGUCAAAGAGAGAAAGCUGCAGAUCAAACCUCGACUGAGAGACCAGAGAGACUGAAGCUGGAAAUAUCUGACUGAUCUGGGAUUUUUUGAGCCCCAGUCCCUUUUUGCUCAGGGCCCCAAAAUUUUAUCUUCUUUGUGUAAACAUAUUUUUUCAUUAAUGAAUGUUUGUAGUCGACGUUUUUUGCCCCUCGGUGUAUGUUUUAAAUAAAGGGAAAUAAAGCAUUGAACUUCA
Poecilia reticulata (guppy) is the source of this 2912-nucleotide messenger RNA. RefSeq names its product zinc finger CCCH-type containing 3 (gene zc3h3). NCBI's taxonomy places the organism in Eukaryota, Metazoa, Chordata, Actinopteri, Cyprinodontiformes, Poeciliidae. Gene Ontology annotation, cellular component: nucleus. The record is from RefSeq and is a predicted model, not a curated record. Gene Ontology annotation, molecular function: metal ion binding.